GAAGUCUUGAUGUUUACAUUGUUAGCAGUUCUGCGCCCUGCCGAAGCUAACAGCUAACAGGAAUCAGGUGGAUGUUUUUCCCGUCAAGUUUAACUAUUUGGAUGUUUUUAAGGUUAAAUAAAUCUUUUCAGUCAACGUUAAACCGUUUAAAACCGUUGAACCGUUUAUCCGACCUCGCUCCGGUGCUCAGCGUCCGUUAACCGGUCUCUCCCGGGCCAGACUGCCUCCUUUGCCCGGUGCUCAGCGUCUGUUAAUCGGUCUCUCCCGGGCCAGACUGCCUCCUCUGCCCGGUGCUCAGCGUCUGUUAAUCGGUCUCUCCCGGGCCAGACUGCCUCCUCUGCCCGGUGCUCAGCGUCUGUUAACCGGUCUCUCCCGGGCCAGACUGCCUCCUCUGCCCGGUGCUCAGCUUCUGUUAACCGGUCUCUCUCGGGGCAGACUGCCUCCUCUUCCCGGUGCUCAGCGGGAAAUAAGAAGAAGUCUCUCCAGAAACAGAAACGGAGAAAUGCCCAAAAAACAGAAAGCGCAGGUCAAAGGGCAGCCGGCCGCCGGCGGAGCAGCGCAGGCGGAAGCUUCUGGUCCGGUGGCUCGAGACAAAAGCGGAGCUGUCACGGUAACGGUGCACGCCAAGCCCGGCUCCAAACACAGCGCCAUCACAGAGGUUUCUGCAGAGGCGGUGGGAGUCGCCAUCGCGGCGCCUCCGACAGACGGAGAGGCGAACACGGAGCUCGUCCGCUUCCUGGCUCAAGUCCUGGAGCUCAAGAAAAGUCACAUAUCUCUUGACAAGGGCUCCAGGUCCAGAGACAAACUGAUCCGAGUGGACUCUUCUCUCAGUCCGGAGGAGGUGCUGAGGAGGCUCAGACAGGCUGAAGGCUGACAGGAAGGAGGGAGGAGGAGAUGAGGAGGUGCUGAGGAGGCUCAGACAGGCUGCAGGCUGACAGGAAGGAGGGGGGAGGAGAUGAGGAGGGGCUGAGGAGGCUCAGACAGGCUGCAGGCUGACAGGAAGGAGUGAGGAGGAGGAGGUGCUGAGGAGGCUCAGACAGGCUGCAGGCUGACAGGAAGGAGGGGGAGGAGAUGAGGAGGUGCUGAGGAGGCUCAGACAGGCUGCAGGCUGACAGGAAGGAGGGGGGAGGAGAUGAGGAGGUGCUGAGGAGGCUCAGACAGGCUGCAGGCUGACAGGAAGGAGGGGGGAGGAGAUGAGGAGGUGCUGAGGAGGCUCAGACAGGCUGCAGGCUGACAGGAAGGAGGGAGGAGGAGAUGAGGAGGUGCUGAGGAGGCUCAGACAGGCUGCAGGCUGACAGGAAGGAGUGAGGAGGAGGAGGUGCUGAGGAGGCUCAGACAGGCUGCAGGCUGACAGGAAGGAGAAGAGGAGAAUGGAGGUGGAACCACGCUGAGAACCAACCGAGGAUUUUCCCGUCAUUUCAUUUCAACUGCAAAAUAUAGUGAAGAGUUUUAGUGUGAAAACAAACAGACAUUGAAAUGAAGGGCGCUUUGACACACGUAUACACACAUGGGUAGACAAAAUUGGACAAAAACAUUGAAAAAAAGUCAAAAAACAGGACCUAAACACU
Molecule: messenger RNA, 1568 nt
Organism: Perca flavescens (yellow perch)
Lineage: Eukaryota; Metazoa; Chordata; Actinopteri; Perciformes; Percidae
Gene: c8h15orf40
Product: chromosome 8 C15orf40 homolog
Exons: 4
Coding region: 503-874 (123 amino acids)
Cellular component (GO): cytoplasm
Source: RefSeq, a predicted model, not a curated record